AGUCAAUCAUCGGGCUACUUCCCACCCCCAUCAACAACAGGAGGAGGGAAUUUACCGUUUGAGGACCCGAGUAAUACGACUGGUGGUUGUCCAAACGAGAACCUCUAUCCACCUCUAGCUGGUCCUGGAUUCUCCCAGACGGCCGUCUACCCCGCUUAUACUGGGCCAAACCAACAACGCUCUUCCUUGGCCGGUCUCGCCUAUCCUGCUGCCGCUUUUACCCCGAGUGGAGGCUCCCCUCCGAUCCCCUCUGCCUCCUCCGCUUACUUCCAUUUCGACUCCUCCUCCGUCGUCGGCGCUGGUCGUCGUCAUACCGUCUCCGCUUACGCUUCCUCUCCUAUGCCCAUCGAGCUUAAUUUGGUUGGACAUCCCGAAAUCGAUGAAACUUUGAUUAAGGAAGAAAAACGUCGCAGAAAUAAGGAAUCUAGUCAAAGGUUUAGAGAUCGAACUCGAGAAAGACAACGAGAGAAACAGGAAAGACUCGAGUAUUUAGAGAGACGGACUAAACAAUUAGAGGCCCAAUUGAGGAGUCUCAACCGGAAUGAUUCGAUUCAAGAGUCUGGUAAUGGUGCUCAACAAGAUGGACCACCGCCCCCAACAACAACGAACAUGACAACAACCCUGAACAACAAUCAAGGACGCAGUGAGGAACGGGAGAUGAUCGAACGAUUGCAGGCCGAGAAUGAGGCCUUGAGGGCUUCCUUAAAGACUGCCAGCGAAGAGAUUAAUCGACUUCAACAACAUGUGACUGGAAACCAAUCCCCGCAUACCAACAGUCCAUUAGGUAUCAGCCAAGUCUAUGCGAACACUUUGGCUCAACAACUCUCACCACCAGCAUCGACUAGCGAGUUUACCCCUGGCUCCCAAGCCUCUUCGCCUGGUGCAGCAGCAGCAGCAGCAACUACUGAGUCUUCGUACUUCGGUCCUUCGUGUUCUUCAACUGCUGGCUCGGUUAGACGGACCGCUAGUCCUUCUACUUCCUCUUCUGACUCACCCGUUCCCGUUCCUUCUGCGCCGCCUUCUGCUCCCUCUGCCUCAGUUGCUGUUGAUACUGGGGCUGGGUCUAUUGAUCCUCGAAACAGAGUCCAUCAACUCUCUUCCUUUAACAAUCAUCUUCCUCAUCUUAAUCAACACCAACAUCAUCCUCAGCAACAACUUCAUCACCCACUCCAACAUCAUCAACACACUCAACAACAUGUUCAUCAGCAACAACAUGCUCAUCAUCAUCAUCAACAGAUGACUGCUAAUCCUAAUGAGUUUUGGGACCAUAAUCAUUCCCAUCAUCUUCAUCACUCUAAUCCUAGGAAGUUUUAACCUCUGUCUGCUUCUUUUCCCUUUCUCUAGUUAUUUUGGAUCAAUGGAUUUUCUUGGAUAGAUAUAUCUUGACUUUCUCUCUCUGCUUUGCUUCUUUUUGAACUCCUUGCUUUUUUUCUUCUUCUUCCUUGGAAUAAUGGAACUCUUUUUCUUGUCUUUUUCUUCUUUUUUUUUAUCAAACUAGAUUUGGUUGAUCUUUUUUUUUUCUUCUUGAUAUUUAUACCUUUUUCUUUUUUGCUUGAUUUAGAAUCUUUCUCUUUUUUCUAUGUUUCUUACUUUCUCCUUGAAUCCACCGGCCCUGCCCCUGCCCCCCUUCCCCAUCACAGUAAAAUAAUUCAACACCCCUAGGGGUUUGGUUUAUUUGUUUUUUUAACAAUUUUUUUUCAUUUUUUUGGAAAGAUGGUGUAAGGAGGAAGUUCAAGUAGGGGAAAAGAAAAAUACAAUGGUGUAGUGGACCUUCACAUUAUUUUCUAGAUCAUGAUUCACUUAUUUAUCCAUUUACUGGUUUCUUAUUUCUAUCUCUCUCUCUCUCUCUCUCUUUCUUUUUGCUUUUGAUUGUUUAUUUAUUGACAUGUUAUGGAACUCUACGAGUCCCUGAUCUCUCUUUCUUCAUCUUCAUCUUCAUCAUUUUUUUUGUUGAUUUGAUUUGAUUUGAUUCAAUCAAAAACAAAUAAA
This is a messenger RNA of Puccinia graminis f. sp. tritici CRL 75-36-700-3, 1989 nucleotides long. RefSeq lists its product as uncharacterized. Gene Ontology annotation, molecular function: RNA polymerase II transcription regulatory region sequence-specific DNA binding; DNA-binding transcription activator activity, RNA polymerase II-specific. The annotation marks the transcript as partial. NCBI's taxonomy places the organism in Eukaryota, Fungi, Basidiomycota, Pucciniomycetes, Pucciniales, Pucciniaceae. Gene Ontology annotation, biological process: regulation of transcription by RNA polymerase II. The transcript has 3 exons. The record is from RefSeq and is a predicted model, not a curated record. Gene Ontology annotation, cellular component: nucleus.